Sungouiella intermedia is the source of this 1131-nucleotide messenger RNA. The record is from the annotation of a GenBank genome assembly. Lineage: Eukaryota; Fungi; Ascomycota; Pichiomycetes; Serinales; Metschnikowiaceae.
AUGUCCUAUACAGCAGAAAUAAAAAACACCGGUGCUGCGUUUCCUAGAGGCGCAGGCUCCACCGUCUUACCUACUGAUAGGUUGAAGGUGGCAUAUCGUCGCUACAAAACGUCCCAGCCAAUUCCAGAAGGCAUCGCCAAGGUCAAUUUCAUCUUCGCUCAUGGAACGGGCAUGAACAAGAGCGUGUGGAGCUACCACAUCGAUCAGCUCUAUAAGUUGACCAAAGAUUCUGAUGACUGGAGAGUUGACUCGGUAGUUUCUGUGGACUCAGCAAGCCAUGGAGACUCGAGCCUCUUGAACGAAGGCAAGAUUGGCUGGUCUUUUGACUGGAGAGAUGGUGCAAAGGACUUGAUCAAUGUGGUAAAGCAUGAGAUGGAUUCCACCGGCGACUUUAUUCCUUCUACUACCACCAGAAACGUCCUUGUGGGCCAUUCCAUGGGAGGCUUCAUGGUAUCGUACGCUGGCUUCCUCGAACCUUCUUUGUUUGACUCAUUGAUUUCCAUUGAGCCCGUUCUCUAUUUUGAUCCGAUGUUCAGGGAGUUCUUUCUCCUGAGAGUGAAGAAAUUGGGCAAGAUUCUCAAUGAUGAGUUCCCUUCUCGUGAAGUGGCUCAGGCUUUCUACUCGAAGAGUUUCUACAAUGUCAUGGACAAGCGCGUGUUGAAUGAUUUUGCCAACGACGAGCUUUACGAGAAAAAUGGCAAGUUUUACACCAAAGCGUCUACGAAAGCGCAGUUAGCUACCUACUUGAGCGCAUUGUACUGUAUUACUGUUGGUCAGGAGGCAUUGAAGAAUAUACAGAUUCCAUUUUUGCAUGUGGUGGGGACAAGGGCCAUGUGGAAUCCUCCAGAUGCCGUUGAGUACAUCCGUUCGGCUGUGCCACAGCAAUUUAUCUCAACAGCCGAGAUUGAUGGAGACCAUUUGGCCCAUGGAGAUAAGGUGGAUGAUACUGUGGAUUUGAUCAGAAAGUUUGUUGAUGAUAGGGUUGCGUUUAUUAAGGAGAGGGCCGGGGAGUAUCCAGAAGUCAAGUAUAACAACGAUCGGGCUGCCAUUUUCAAUAAUAAAUGGAAUGAAAUGCUCAAUGGAGACACCGAGAAGGCUGUGUACUUUGGUACGCCCAGACCCAACCUUUAA